GGUGGGCACCUUGAUGUCCAGCCCCUUGUCCGAGGAGCCACAGCACAGAUAUGAUGGCCAGGAGCCACACUACAGACAUGGUGGCCAGCCUUGGGUGGGCACCUUGAUGUCCAGCCCCUUGUCCGAGGAGCCACAGCACAGAUAUGAUGGCCAGGAGCCACACUACAGACAUGGUGGCCAGCCUUGGGUGGGCACCUUGAUGUCCAGCCCCUUGUCCGAGGAGCCACAGCACAGAUAUGAUGGCCAGGAGCCACACUACAGACAUGGUGGCCAGCCUUGGGUGGGCACCUUGAUGUCCAGCCCCUUGUCCGAGGAGCCACAGCACAGAUAUGAUGGCCAGGAGCCACACUACAGACAUGGUGGCCAGCCUUGGGUGGGCACCUUGAUGUCCAGCCCCUUGUCCGAGGAGCCACAGCACAGAUAUGAUGGCCAGGAGCCACACUACAGACAUGGUGGCCAGCCUUGGGUGGGCACCUUGAUGUCCAGCCCCUUGUCCGAGGAGCCACAGCACAGAUAUGAUGGCCAGGAGCCACACUACAGACAUGGUGGCCAGCCUUGGGUGGGCACCUUGAUGUCCAGCCCCUUGUCCGAGGAGCCACAGCACAGAUAUGAUGGCCAGGAGCCACACUACAGACAUGGUGGCCAGCCUUGGGUGGGCACCUUGAUGUCCAGCCCCUUGUCCGAGGAGCCACAGCACAGAUAUGAUGGCCAGGAGCCACACUACAGACAUGGUGGCCAGCCUUGGGUGGGCACCUUGAUGUCCAGCCCCUUGUCCAAGGAGCCACAGCACAGACAUGGUGGCCAGCCUUGGGUGGGCACCUUGAUGUCCAGCCCCUUGUCCGAGGAGCCACAGCACAGAUAUGAUGGCCAGGAGCCACACUACAGACAUGGUGGCCAGCCUUGGGUGGGCAUCUCAAGCAAGGAGCCACCACAGCACAGAUAUGAUGGCAAGGAGCCACAGCACAGACAUGGUGGCGAGCCUUGGGUGAAUACCUUGAGCAAGGAGGCACCACAGCACAAACAUGAUGGCCAGGUGCCACCACACCACAAACAUGAUGGCCAGGUGCCACCACACCACAGGCGUGAUGGCCAGCCUUGGGUGGGCACCUUGUGCAAGGAGCCACCACAGCACAGACAUGAUGGUAUGGAGCCACAGCACAGACAUGGUAGCCAGCCCUGGAGGGGGCACCUUGAUGUCCAGCACCUUGUGCAAGGAGCCACAGCACAGACAUGGUGGCCAGCCCUGGGUGGGCACCUUGAGCAAGAAGCCACACCGCAGACGUGGUGGCCAGCCUUGAGUGAAUACCUUGAGCAAGGAGCCACCGCACCACAGACAUGAUGGCUAACCUUGGGUGGGCAC
Molecule: messenger RNA, 1360 nt
Organism: Ficedula albicollis (Collared flycatcher)
Lineage: Eukaryota; Metazoa; Chordata; Aves; Passeriformes; Muscicapidae
Product: circumsporozoite protein-like
Exons: 2
Coding region: 14-1339 (441 amino acids)
Source: RefSeq, a predicted model, not a curated record